Messenger RNA from Candidozyma pseudohaemuli, 921 nucleotides. RefSeq lists its product as uncharacterized. NCBI's taxonomy places the organism in Eukaryota, Fungi, Ascomycota, Pichiomycetes, Serinales, Metschnikowiaceae. The coding region runs from base 1 to 921 and encodes 306 amino acids. The transcript has a single exon. The record is from RefSeq and is a predicted model, not a curated record.
AUGGGUUUGAACGCUAUCAACUACGAAAUUUCCGAAGCCGCGGGCGCCGCCCCCGCCCCUACCGCCUCCUACCUCGGUGUGGGCUCUGGCUCUAACGGUCAGGCUGGUUCUGAUUCUGGCCUUGGUGGUGCCGGUGGUGCUGGUGCUGGCGAUGCUGCUGCCUCUGGUGACACUCUUGCUGCCUCUGGUGCUGCUGGCAUUGGCUCCCAGGCUACUGCUGCCGCCGAGUCUUUGGUUGGCGCUGCUUCUGGUGCUGGUGCCUCUGGCGCUGCUGCCGCUACUAACGGUAUUGCUGGUGCCUCUGGUUCUGCUGGUGCUCCAGGUGGUGUUGAGUCCGCUGUGGCUGGUGCUCCAGGUGCCGCUGCUUCUGGUGCUUCUGAGGCUGGUGCUUCUGGCGCUGCCGCUGCUUCUGGUGCCGCUGGUUCCGUGACUUCUGGUGCCGGUGCCGCCGGUGCUUCUGCUACUUCCGGUGCUGGUGCUGCUGGUGCCUCCGGUGCCUCUGGCGCUGCUUCUGGCGCUUCUGGUGCUGCUUCUGGCGCUUCUGGCGCUGCCGGUGCUUCUGGUGCUUCUGACUCCGCUGGCGGCAUUGCUACCUUGUCUGACUCUGAAGAGAGCGGCUCUGCUUCCUCCGGUGGCUCUUCUGCCUCUGGUUCUGGUGGUGCUGGUGGUUCCGGUGCUUCUGGCUCUGCCUCCGCUUCCGGCUCCGGCUCCGGCUCUUCUGCUUCUGGCACCAAGUCUGGCUCUUCUGCCUCUGGUUCCUCCUCCGGCUCUGGCUCUGGCAGCUCUUCUUCGGGCUCCGGUGGCUCCAACUCCAGCUCUUCGGGCAGCUCCGGUGCCGGUGCUGUUUUCGACCUGGCCUCCUGGAAGAAGGGUGCCGCUGUGUUGGCUAUUGUGGGCUGCACCUUCGUUUUCAACUUGUAA